Molecule: messenger RNA, 1830 nt
Organism: Ictalurus furcatus (blue catfish)
Lineage: Eukaryota; Metazoa; Chordata; Actinopteri; Siluriformes; Ictaluridae
Gene: grk7a
Product: G protein-coupled receptor kinase 7a
Exons: 4
Coding region: 181-1830 (549 amino acids)
Biological process (GO): protein phosphorylation; signal transduction; regulation of signal transduction
Cellular component (GO): cytoplasm
Molecular function (GO): rhodopsin kinase activity; ATP binding
Source: RefSeq, a predicted model, not a curated record
UCCCUGGCGGGUAUUUAAUUCUAAAUGAGUAAUUACGGUGUCUUUUGGUCGUGCGUCAGAGCGGCUCAUUCGGAUUUCAGCAUCUGAGCGAGUCACACACAAACACACGAACACGAAAACUCUGGAGCUCUGGAGAUUUUUUUCCCCCGUGGAGAUUAAAGUUUAAGUUAAACAGCCAAAAUGUGUGACAUGAGCGCUCUCGAUAACCUGGUGGCCAACACGGCUUACCUGAAAGCUCAAGGCGGAGACGAGAAGGAGCUGCGGAAAAGACGCCAGAGUCUCGCCCUUCCCAAACCGGAGAAAUGCGAAACCAUCCGGGCGUCUGUGGGACAGGACUUCGAAUCCCUGUGUGAACUCCAGCCCAUCGGGAAGAAGUUAUUCAGACAACAUCUGAACGAGACGCCCGAGUACGCCGUCGCCGCAGAGUUCCUGGACGAGCUGAACGAUUGGGAACUGGCUGAAGGCGCCGCCAAGGACAAAGCAUGCACCAACAUCAUCAACCAAUUCUGCAAGGAAGGAUCCAAGAGCUUCCUGUCCUGUCUGACCGGAGAAGCUCUGGAGAAGUGCAAAGCGGUGACGGAGAAAGAUUUCGAAGUGGUGAUGACGGGGAAAGUGAAAGAGGCCGUCAGAGAGUUCCUCAAAGGCAAGCCGUUCACGGAGUACACGCUGAGCCCGCUCUUCGACAAGUUCCUACAGUGGAAGGAGUACGAGAAGCAGCCCAUCACCGAGAAAUACUUCUACGAGUUCAGGACGCUCGGGAAAGGCGGAUUCGGGGAGGUUUGUGCGGUGCAGGUGAGGAACACGGGUCAGAUGUACGCCUGCAAGAAGCUGUGCAAGAAGCGUCUGAAGAAGAAGCAGGGUGAGAAAAUGGCCCUGCUGGAGAAGAGGAUCCUGGAGAAGGUGAACAGCCCGUUCAUCGUCAGCCUGGCGUACGCCUUCGAGACCAAAUCCCACCUGUGUUUGGUGAUGACGCUGAUGAACGGCGGCGAUCUGAAGUACCACAUCUACAACAUCGGCGAGAAAGGCAUCGAGAUGGACCGGAUCGUUUAUUACACCGCUCAGAUCACUACGGGAAUGAUGCAUCUACACGCCAUGGACAUCGUGUAUCGAGAUAUGAAGCCGGAGAACGUUCUGCUGGACAGCCAGGGCCAGUGCCGACUCUCGGAUCUCGGCCUCGCCAUCGAGCUUCCUGCCGGAAAAACCACCACUCAGAAGGCCGGGACCGGAGCGUACAUGGCUCCUGAGAUCCUGACCGACACGCCGUACAGGACGUCGGUGGACUGGUGGUCUCUGGGGGUCAGUAUUUAUGAGAUGGUGGCCGGCUACACGCCGUUCAAGGGCCCCGACGGCAAAAAAGAGAAAGUGGACAAAGACGAAGUAAAACGUCGCAUCAUCAACGAAGAGCCGGUUUUUGAGCACAAAAACUUCGAUCCUCUCACCACAGACAUCAUCCUGCAGUUCCUGAAGAAGAAGGUGGACGAACGCCUCGGCUGCAAAGGUGAAGACCCCCGGAAGCAUGAGUGGUUCAAAUCGAUUAAUUUCCCCCGUUUAGAGGCAGGACUCAUCCCUCCACCGUGGCUUCCCAAACCUAACGUCGUCUACGCUAAAGACACCGGAGACAUCGCCGAGUUUUCCGACGUUAAAGGCAUCGAGUUCAACGAUAAGGAUGAAAAGCUCUUUAAAUUGUUUAGCACAGGCGCCGUUUCCAUCCCCUGGCAGAAAGAGAUGAUCGACACCGGACUUUUCGACGAGCUUAACGACCCACACAGGAAAGAGUCUUCCGCUGGACUGGACCAGGAAAAGAAAUCAGGAACGUGCACACUUCUGUGA